AUGGCUCUGCUACGUAGGCUGGCGAUGAACGCUCCUCGGAGAAUCCGAGUGCUUUCCACUUCAUCUCAAGGCAAGGACGACCUGGAUCUGUCGUUUAACAAUUCAAAAGACGCCUUUAAAAGUAAAAAGACCAGCGAACUCAUCCGCGCAUACUUCGUAUACCAGAUAUGCUCCAUCAACUGGAUUGUGGAGAACAACGAUAUGUUGAUGAAACGCCUGCGUCAACUUGUAGGCCAGCGUCUCUUCGAAGCCAUCAUGAAAGCGACGUUUUACGGGCAGUUCGUCGCUGGCGAAGACCAAAACAACAUUCGCCCAACCAUCGAAAGAUUGCGUUCAUUCGGUGUAAAAUCGAUCCUGGAUUACUCAGUCGAAGAAGAUCUAUCGCAGGAGGAGGCUGAGAAGCGCGAAGUUAGUGCCUCAAUCUCAGUAUGUGGAGACACGGAAGAAGAAGGGCAGCUGAAACAGUACCAUGUGGAGCAGCGGUUUGCCGACCGUCGGUACAAAGUCACCAGCGCCAGAACUUACUUCUACUUGAACGAAGCAUCUUGCGAGAAGAACAUGGAAGCGUUCCUUAAGAGUAUUGAUGCAGUCGCCGGUAUAACGGAGAGUACGGGUUUGAUGGCUGUAAAACUGACAGCUCUUGGAAGACCACAAUUACUUCUUCAACUGUCGGAGGUUAUUAUGCGCGCGCGCAACUACAUGCAGCAAAUUGCCGGUGGUACCGGUAACGUGCUAACUCACCACAAAACCAUCGAGGACUUUCAACGAUACCUCGGGGAGCAUUCAACUAAGCCAGAAGUUCAGGACUUCAUGAAAAAAAUCACUUCGGACAAGGAGGGUAUCGUCCACUUGUUUCCCUGGUCGAACAUUCUCGACAAGGACAUGAAUUUGUCGGACUCCUUCCGAGUGCCAGACCCGAAGUCUGGUCAGAUGCGUCGUCUCAUCUCGCAGAUUUCUCCUAAAGAAGAGGAGAUGUUCAGGAAUAUGUUGCGGCGUUUGAACCACAUAAUUCAGGUGGCGGCGGAAGUGGAUGUAAGGAUUAUGAUAGAUGCUGAACAGACCUACUUCCAACCUGCGAUUUCCCGGAUCUGCUUGGAGAUGAUGAGACGGUAUAACAAGGGAAGAUUUGUGGUGUUCAAUACAUACCAGACUUACCUGAAGAACACGUACAAUGAAAUCGUGACGGAUCUCGAACAGGCUGAGAGGCAGAACUUCUUCUGGGGGGCCAAGCUUGUACGUGGCGCUUAUAUUGAACAGGAGCGCGCCCGUGCUGCCGCCAUGGGAUACGAAGACCCCACUUGUGAAAGCGUGGAUGCGACUACCAACUCCUUCCACAAAUGUCUCAAAGAGAUCCUUGGCAGAGUUAAGGACGAACGCCAGCAGAAACUGGGUAUUAUGGUGGCGUCUCACAACGAAGACACAAUUCGCUACGCCAUUCAGCUUAUGCGCGACUACAACAUCCAGCCGGACGAGCGAGUUGUGUGCUUCGGACAGCUUCUAGGCAUGUGUGACCACAUCACCUUCCCACUUGGUCAAGCCGGUUAUUCCGCUUACAAGUAUGUGCCAUACGGUCCGGUCCUUGAAGUCCUACCGUACCUAUCGCGGCGCGCGAAUGAAAACCGCGGUUUCCUCGUCAAGAUCAAGAAGGAAAAAGGUCUGCUUCUUAAGGAAAUCUGCCGCCGCAUAGUCACCGGGCAGGCCUUCUACAAGCCGGUCGGUAACUACACGCCCGUGUAG
This is a messenger RNA of Leptosia nina, 1737 nucleotides long. NCBI's taxonomy places the organism in Eukaryota, Metazoa, Arthropoda, Insecta, Lepidoptera, Pieridae. The record is from the annotation of a GenBank genome assembly.